Messenger RNA from Lobosporangium transversale, 1879 nucleotides. RefSeq names its product P-loop containing nucleoside triphosphate hydrolase protein. Gene Ontology annotation, biological process: maturation of SSU-rRNA. Gene Ontology annotation, molecular function: RNA helicase activity; nucleic acid binding; ATP binding. The transcript has 6 exons. Bases 17 to 1870 code for a protein of 617 amino acids. The record is from RefSeq and is a predicted model, not a curated record. NCBI's taxonomy places the organism in Eukaryota, Fungi, Mortierellomycota, Mortierellomycetes, Mortierellales, Mortierellaceae.
UUUUUUUUCUUACAUAAUGGAUUUGUUCCGCAUGCUCGGUGGAGGCGCACGCUUCGAUAAGAAGCGGUUCAAGGACGACAUCGAGAUUUUUCAACCAAAAGCAGCCCCCACAGGAUUGAAUGCCGAUACUGAGGCUGCCCUUGCAACAGAACUUGAUUUUUUUAAAAAUAAUAAGAAAUCUAUUGUCAAAAAGGGAAAGAAGAGGAAAAAGGAGAAGAAGGAUACAAAGACCAAGAGCGAUAGUGAAAGCGAAGAUGAAAGUGCAGAGAGUAGUGGUGAAGACCAAACACAUGAAGGCGAUGAAUCAGAGGAUGAGAACAGCAACGACGAUAGCGAAGGCGACAAUGAUGAAGAUAGUGAGGAUAAUGAAGACCCAGAAGAAGGUUCAGAAGAAGAUAACAAUGAGGAAGAGUCGACAGAAUUUAAAGACAAGGAACAAUUGUCAUUGUUCCGGAAUCAUCUCAAGAUCAGAGUUUAUGGAACCGAUAUCCCCAACCCAUUCCGAUCAUUUGAUGAACUGGCAAAGCAAUAUCAAGUGGAGCCAUAUCUUCAACGGAAUAUUCUCGCCUCUGGAUUUAAAAAACCAACCCCUAUUCAAAUGCAGGCCAUCCCCGUCAUCCUUCACGGACGAGAUGUUAUGGCGAUGGCGCCUACAGGUUCAGGAAAGACGAUGGCAUUUGUAUUGCCGAUUUUGUAUGAUUUAAAGGGACCUGAAAAAGUUGGAUACAGAGCAGUCAUUAUCUCCCCCACCCGUGAAUUGGCCACUCAGAUCUUCAACCAAAUCAAGAAGUUGAGUGUUGGAAAGAAAUUCAAGAUUUGUAUGUUGACAAAAGCGACUGCAGCCACUCAGGGACAAGCGCCACAUCUCCGUCAGAAAUAUGACAUCCUCAUCAGUACCCCUCUCCGACUUGUCCAUGCUAUUCAACAGGAAAAGAUGGAGCUUGAUCAUGUUCGUCACUUGGUUCUGGAUGAAGCUGAUAAGCUGUUGGAACAAGGAUUUCUGGAACAGACGGACGAGAUCUUCGCAGCAUGUUCACACCCUUCUAUUCAAAAAUCCCUCUUCAGUGCCACUCUCCCCUCCGGUGUAGAGGCCCUCGCCAAUACCUUUAUGCGUUCACCCGUCCGGAUCGUCAUCGGCUCCAAAAACGCUGCGACCGAGACCAUUGAACAGAAAUUGAUCUACUGUGGUUCAGAGGAAGGCAAGCUGAUUGCGAUCCGUCAACAGAUCCAACGGGGGCUUAAACCACCUGUCCUGAUUUUCGUCCAGAGUAUUGAACGUGCAAAGGAAUUGUUUCAUGAGUUGAUUUAUGAUGGCAUCAAUGUGGAUGUGAUUCAUUCAGAACGAACAAAGGCUCAACGUGACAAGAUUGUUGAGGGUUUUCGGCAAGGAAAAGUCUGGGUGUUGAUUGCGACUGAGUUGAUGGCUCGUGGUGUGGAUUUCAAGGGUGUGAACCUGGUGAUCAAUUAUGAUUUCCCACAGACAGUUCAGUCCUAUAUUCAUCGGAUCGGUCGUACGGGUCGUGCAGGACGUAGUGGUGAGGCCAUCACGUACUUCACAAAUGAGGAUCAAACUUACUUGAAGAGUAUUGUGAACGUCAUGCGUGAAUCUGGAUGUGAGGUAGCAGACUGGAUGUUGGCUAUGAAGAAGCCAAGUAAAAACCAAAAGAAAAACCUGCGACAGAGGCCAUUAGGACGUAGUUCCAUUAACACGAUGUCAUCCUAUGACAAGAAGAAGAUUGCUCAUAAGCGGGAUAUGAUCGCCAAUAGCAAAAAGAGGAAGGUUGCUGCUAGUGAUAAUGCUGCAUCUACAUCUGCGCCUGGAGCAUAUGGUGGAUUCAAGAAAAGCAAGUCGGAUUCAUCUAAAGCAUAGAGAGAGGAG